Molecule: messenger RNA, 450 nt
Organism: Paramuricea clavata
Lineage: Eukaryota; Metazoa; Cnidaria; Anthozoa; Malacalcyonacea; Plexauridae
Source: the annotation of a GenBank genome assembly
ACCAACCUGCAACACCUUGGCGUACCUGAUGAGCUGGUUUCCUUGAUCACUAAUGCAUACACUGGUGCAACCACCUCCGUCCGUGUUGGCCAAGAGACCACUGACCCCAUCCCUAUCCGUGCGGGUGUCAAACAAGGAUGUCCUCUCAGCGCGGUCCUCUUCAAUCUAUGCUUGGAACUUGUCAUCCGUUCAGUCAAACAGAAAGCGGCAGACCUUCCUAAGAACCAAUCACUCCUGCACUUCGAAACUCUUCUCUCCUGUUUAGCUUACGCUGAUGAUCUUGUCCUUGUUGCUCGUAGCAAGGACGCUCUCCAGGCUCUCCUUGACAGUGCUUCCUCUGCAGGUCGAGAUCAACAUCGAAGGGAACAAGUUAGGCUUUGUUUCUUUGUACGCGCCAAACAAGAACCCGGCGCGCAACACUUUUUUUGCGAACCUGCCAGAUUAUAUUGA